Stomoxys calcitrans (stable fly) is the source of this 937-nucleotide messenger RNA. RefSeq names its product serine protease 1. NCBI's taxonomy places the organism in Eukaryota, Metazoa, Arthropoda, Insecta, Diptera, Muscidae. Gene Ontology annotation, molecular function: serine-type endopeptidase activity. The transcript is spliced from 2 exons. Gene Ontology annotation, biological process: proteolysis. The record is from RefSeq and is a predicted model, not a curated record. The coding region runs from base 25 to 843 and encodes 272 amino acids.
AACAGUGAUUUCUUUAAUUUCACCAUGAAAGUAUUAUUGGUUCUCUCUCUGGCCUUAGCUUGUGCUUCGGCCGCCCCUGGUUACGAAAUUCCAGUCGUGCCUCGCGAUUUGAUUGUCGCAGGUGCCCCAGAAGGACGCAUCACCAAUGGUCAACAGGCUGCUCCUGGCCAAUUCCCAUAUCAAGUUGGCUUGUCUUUGCAGACCAAUGCUGGUUCAUUCUGGUGCGGUGGUUCCUUGAUUGGCAAUACUUGGAUACUGACGGCGGCUCACUGCACUGAUGGUGCUUUCAGGGUAACAGCCUAUUUGGGUUCAACCGUUCGCACUGUGGCCAGCGUCGUACACUCUGUGGACGCUAGCAACAUAUAUCAACAUUCUGGCUACAAUGCCUAUUACUUGUCCAAUGAUAUCUCGUUGAUCAGGAUUCUUGCAGUUGCCUACUCAAAUUUGAUCAAUAUUGCCCGAUUACCUGCUAUUUCAUCUGCGUACUCGACUUAUGCUGGAGACUAUGCCAUUGCAUCUGGUUGGGGUCGUACUGCCGAUACCGGUUCCGUGGCCAACAAUUUGAACUAUGCCCGUUUCGAGGUUAUCACCAAUGCCGCUUGCAACAAUUACUACAUCGCCGGUUUUGUUAAUUCUGGUACCCUUUGCAUUUCUACCCCCAAUGGCAAAUCCACCUGCCAAGGUGAUUCCGGUGGUCCAUUGGUUUUGGAAAAUACUAAUCUGCUGAUUGGUGUCACUUCAUUUGUGCCCACUGCCGGUUGCACCGUUGGAGGACCUGCUGGUUUUGUGCGCGUUACCACCUUUUUGCCCUGGAUUAGGGAUAUUUCGGGCAUUGCCUACUAAACGUCUGCUUUCACCAAUAUGAAAUAAAAUUGUGUUUAUUAUAGACUGCCAUCCGCAUAGGAGAAAAUUUAAUAAAAAUUACUUGAACUCUGGA